Messenger RNA from Pseudogymnoascus destructans, 901 nucleotides. RefSeq names its product Arf GTPase arl1 (gene ARL1). Lineage: Eukaryota; Fungi; Ascomycota; Leotiomycetes; Thelebolales; Thelebolaceae. Gene Ontology annotation, molecular function: GTPase activity; GTP binding. The record is from RefSeq and is a predicted model, not a curated record. Gene Ontology annotation, cellular component: cytoplasm; Golgi apparatus. The coding region runs from base 71 to 616 and encodes 181 amino acids. Gene Ontology annotation, biological process: intracellular protein transport; vesicle-mediated transport. The transcript has 2 exons.
CACCUCGAAAAACAGCGCAGGAAACAGGCUACGUCGGCUUAAAAGGGGACCAGGCACGGGGACGAACAAGAUGGGGAACUCAAUGUCAUGGUUUUCCGGCCUCCUCUUCUCAAAGAAAGAAAUCAGAAUCUUAAUCCUUGGUCUUGACAACGCCGGCAAAACAACACUCCUCUACCGUCUCAAGAUCGGCGAAGUCGUAACAACAAUCCCCACAAUUGGCUUCAACGUCGAGUCAGUGACCUACAAGAAUCUAAAUUUCAACGUGUGGGAUCUGGGCGGACAGACCUCGAUCCGGCCGUACUGGCGCUGCUACUACGCCAACACAGCGGCGGUCAUCUUCGUCAUCGACAGCACGGACAUCGAGCGACUGGGCACGGCAGCCGAGGAGCUCGCCGCGAUGCUGAACGAGGACGAGCUCAAGGACGCGGCGCUGCUCGUGUUUGCGAAUAAGCAGGACCAGCCGGGUGCGAAGGGCGCGGGGGAUAUCAGCGAGGCGCUGAAGCUGGGCGAGCUGAGGGACCGCAACUGGAGUAUUGUGGCGUGCAGUGCUGUGGAUGGGAGCGGUGUCAGCGAGGGCAUGGAUUGGUUGGUUCAGACUGUGCAGGCGGAGUCGUGAUGGGGUAGGAUGGGCGAGGCGUUGGUGGGGGGGUGGAAAUGUAUGAUGAAAGGAUAGAUGAGGGCUAUUACAGGGGCAUGGGCAUAUAUAUACCACACUGCGCUCAAGUAGCAACAGCUACUGUUUGAAUCAGAUGACGAAAUAAUAAUAAUCUACGUUUAGAUCGGAUAUUUCAUGUGUGCCGCCGAGAGUACCACUUCACACUUUUGGGAGGCACGCGUAUCUUUGAUACGUGUUGAAAAUAGAGAUACGUGUUGAAAAUAGAGAUACGUGUUGAAAAUAGAG